This is a messenger RNA of Loxodonta africana (African savanna elephant), 3735 nucleotides long. It is a transcript of the gene ATP2B2, whose product is annotated as ATPase plasma membrane Ca2+ transporting 2. Gene Ontology annotation, biological process: regulation of cytosolic calcium ion concentration; calcium ion transmembrane transport. Lineage: Eukaryota; Metazoa; Chordata; Mammalia; Proboscidea; Elephantidae. Gene Ontology annotation, molecular function: ATP hydrolysis activity; PDZ domain binding; P-type calcium transporter activity. The transcript has 21 exons. The record is from RefSeq and is a predicted model, not a curated record. Bases 1 to 3735 code for a protein of 1244 amino acids. Gene Ontology annotation, cellular component: plasma membrane; intracellular membrane-bounded organelle; postsynaptic density membrane.
AUGGGUGACAUGACCAACAGCGACUUUUACUCCAAAAACCAAAGAAAUGAGUCGAGCCAUGGGGGCGAGUUCGGGUGCACGAUGGAGGAGCUCCGCUCCCUCAUGGAGCUGCGGGGCACCGAGGCUGUGGUCAAGAUCAAGGAGACCUAUGGGGACACUGAAGCCAUCUGCCGGCGCCUCAAGACCUCGCCUGUUGAAGGUUUGCCGGGCACCACUCCAGACCUGGAAAAGAGAAAGCAGAUUUUCGGGCAAAACUUUAUACCUCCAAAGAAGCCAAAAACCUUCCUGCAGCUUGUAUGGGAAGCGCUGCAAGAUGUGACCCUGAUCAUCCUGGAAAUCGCAGCCAUCAUCUCCCUGGGGCUCUCCUUCUACCAUCCGCCAGGCGAGAGCAAUGAAGCAUGCGCGACGGCCCAGGGUGGGGCAGAGGAUGAAGGGGAGGCGGAGGCGGGCUGGAUCGAGGGGGCCGCCAUCCUCCUCUCAGUCAUCUGUGUGGUCCUCGUCACGGCCUUCAAUGACUGGAGCAAAGAGAAACAGUUCCGGGGCCUUCAGAGCCGUAUCGAGCAGGAACAGAAGUUUACUGUGAUCCGGGCCAACCAGGUGGUCCAGAUCCCUGUGGCCGAGAUCGUGGUUGGAGACAUCGCCCAGGUCAAAUACGGCGACCUCCUCCCUGCUGACGGCCUCUUCAUCCAGGGCAAUGACCUCAAGAUUGACGAAAGCUCCCUGACCGGGGAGUCUGACCAGGUGCGCAAGUCUGUGGACAAGGACCCCAUGCUGCUGUCAGGGACCCACGUGAUGGAGGGCUCAGGACGGAUGUUGGUGACCGCUGUGGGUGUGAACUCUCAGACUGGCAUCAUCUUUACCUUGCUAGGGGCUGGUGGUGAAGAGGAAGAAAAGAAAGACAAGAAAGGUAAGCCCAGUAAAAUGCAGGAUGGCAAUGUGGACGCCAGCCAGAGCAAAGCCAAACAGCAGGAUGGGGCGGCCGCCAUGGAGAUGCAGCCCCUCAAGAGCGCCGAGGGCGGCGACGCAGAUGACAAGAAGAAGGCCAACAUGCACAAAAAAGAGAAGUCCGUGCUGCAGGGCAAGCUCACGAAGCUGGCUGUGCAGAUUGGCAAGGCAGGCCUGGUGAUGUCAGCCAUCACGGUCAUCAUCCUGGUGCUCUACUUCACCGUGGACACCUUCGUGGUCAACAAGAAGCCAUGGCUGCCCGAGUGCACGCCCGUCUACGUGCAGUACUUCGUCAAGUUCUUCAUCAUUGGCGUCACAGUGCUGGUGGUCGCCGUGCCCGAAGGGCUCCCUCUGGCUGUCACCAUCUCACUGGCCUACUCAGUGAAGAAAAUGAUGAAGGACAACAACCUGGUGCGCCACCUGGACGCCUGUGAGACCAUGGGCAAUGCCACGGCCAUCUGCUCAGACAAGACUGGCACGCUGACCACCAAUCGCAUGACAGUGGUACAGGCCUACGUUGGUGACGUCCACUACAAGGAGAUCCCCGACCCCAGCUCCGUCAAUGCUAAGACCAUGGAGCUGCUAGUCAACGCCAUCGCCAUCAACAGCGCCUACACCACUAAGAUCCUGCCCCCGGAGAAGGAGGGCGCCCUGCCUCGGCAGGUGGGCAACAAGACAGAGUGUGGCCUGCUGGGCUUUGUGCUGGACCUGAAGCAGGACUACGAGCCCGUGCGCAUCCAGAUGCCAGAGGAGAAGCUAUACAAAGUGUACACCUUCAACUCCGUGCGCAAGUCGAUGAGCACAGUCAUCAAGCUGCCCGACGAGAGCUUCCGCAUGUACAGCAAGGGUGCUUCUGAGAUCGUGCUCAAGAAGUGCUGCAAAAUUCUCAACGGGGCAGGUGAGCCCCGGGUCUUCCGGCCCCGCGACCGGGAUGAGAUGGUGAAGAAGGUGAUUGAGCCCAUGGCCUGUGAUGGGCUCCGUACCAUCUGCGUGGCCUACCGCGACUUCCCCAACAGCCCCGAGCCCGACUGGGACAACGAGAAUGACAUCCUCAACGACCUCACCUGCAUCUGCGUGGUGGGCAUCGAGGACCCCGUGCGGCCCGAGGUCCCGGAAGCCAUUCGAAAGUGCCAGCGGGCAGGCAUCACGGUCCGCAUGGUCACUGGUGACAAUAUCAACACAGCCCGGGCCAUUGCCAUCAAGUGUGGCAUCAUCCAUCCUGGGGAGGACUUCCUGUGCCUCGAGGGCAAGGAGUUCAACCGGAGGAUCCGCAAUGAGAAGGGGGAGAUUGAGCAGGAGCGAAUCGACAAGAUCUGGCCAAAGCUGCGAGUGCUGGCUCGCUCCUCCCCCACGGACAAGCAUACCCUGGUCAAAGGCAUCAUUGACAGCACCCACACCGAGCAGCGGCAGGUGGUGGCCGUGACCGGGGAUGGGACCAACGACGGGCCUGCACUCAAGAAAGCUGACGUGGGCUUCGCCAUGGGCAUCGCAGGUACAGAUGUGGCCAAGGAGGCCUCUGACAUCAUCCUGACUGACGACAACUUCAGCAGCAUCGUCAAGGCUGUGAUGUGGGGCCGAAACGUCUAUGACAGCAUCUCCAAGUUCCUGCAGUUCCAGCUGACGGUCAACGUGGUGGCCGUGAUUGUGGCCUUCACGGGCGCUUGUAUCACACAGGAUUCCCCUCUGAAGGCUGUGCAGAUGCUCUGGGUGAACCUCAUCAUGGACACGUUUGCUUCCCUGGCACUGGCCACUGAGCCACCCACCGAGACUCUGCUUCUGCGGAAGCCAUACGGCCGCAACAAGCCCCUCAUCUCACGCACCAUGAUGAAGAACAUCCUGGGCCAUGCUGUCUACCAGCUCACCCUCAUCUUCACCCUGCUCUUUGUGGGCGAGAAGAUGUUUCAGAUUGACAGUGGGAGGAACGCGCCCCUGCACUCCCCGCCCUCGGAGCACUACACCAUCAUCUUCAACACCUUCGUCAUGAUGCAGCUCUUCAACGAGGUCAACGCCCGCAAGAUCCAUGGCGAGCGCAACGUCUUUGACGGCAUCUUCCGGAACCCCAUCUUCUGCACCAUCGUGCUGGGCACCUUUGCCAUCCAGAUAGUGAUCGUGCAGUUUGGGGGAAAGCCGUUCAGCUGCUCGCCGCUGCAGCUGGACCAGUGGAUGUGGUGCAUCUUCAUUGGGCUAGGAGAGCUCGUCUGGGGCCAAGUCAUCGCCACCAUCCCAACCAGCAGACUCAAGUUCCUCAAGGAGGCAGGAAGGCUGACACAGAAAGAGGAGAUCCCCGAGGAGGAGCUGAACGAGGACGUGGAGGAGAUAGACCACGCAGAGAGAGAGCUGCGGCGGGGCCAGAUCCUGUGGUUCCGAGGCCUGAAUCGGAUCCAAACGCAGAUUGAAGUAGUCAAUACUUUCAAGAGCGGGGCCUCCUUUCAGGGGGCCCUCCGGAGACAGUCCUCCGUCACCAGCCAGAGCCAGGACAUCCGCGUCGUGAAGGCGUUCCGUAGCUCUCUCUAUGAAGGUUUAGAAAAGCCUGAGUCUCGAACCUCCAUCCAUAAUUUCAUGGCUCAUCCCGAAUUCCGGAUCGAAGAUUCCCAGCCCCACAUCCCCCUCAUCGACGACACCGACCUGGAAGAAGAUGCUGCGCUCAAGCAGAACUCGAGCCCGCCGUCCUCGCUCAACAAGAACAACAGCGCCAUCGACAGCGGGAUCAACCUGACGACCGACACAAGCAAAUCAGCUACCUCUUCAAGUCCAGGGAGCCCCAUCCACAGCCUGGAGACGUCGCUUUAG